AUGGCUCGGAUCAACGGGACAAAGAAGCAUGAAGCGGACCUUCCACCUCCCUCAGUCUCAAUACAUGGAAUGAUUAUUCGAAAUGACUUUUCAAGAUGGGUACCUGUUCACGGGCGACGACACGAAAGCGAGGACGAAUGGAGAAAUGUGGUGGAAGACAGGAAAUUUGGCUUGCGUAAGGAUCUGGGUUUCACCACACCGGGGAUAAGGCGUUUGCGAGGUCCAUGCCCCUUCCGUUCCAACUGCCCCUCGACAUCCAUGACUUUGCAUAACGUGGUUUUCAUGAUUUUCUUUACAGAAGCUCUCUGGUAUUCAUCUGAUGUAGCGACUAAUGAGGAAGCUACUUGGCUUCCAUGA
Molecule: messenger RNA, 357 nt
Organism: Colletotrichum lupini
Lineage: Eukaryota; Fungi; Ascomycota; Sordariomycetes; Glomerellales; Glomerellaceae
Exons: 2
Coding region: 1-357 (118 amino acids)
Source: RefSeq, a predicted model, not a curated record